Messenger RNA from Colletotrichum chrysophilum, 807 nucleotides. RefSeq lists its product as uncharacterized. Lineage: Eukaryota; Fungi; Ascomycota; Sordariomycetes; Glomerellales; Glomerellaceae. The transcript is spliced from 2 exons. The record is from RefSeq and is a predicted model, not a curated record. Bases 1 to 807 code for a protein of 268 amino acids.
AUGGCAGUCCCGAACUGGCUCAGAAUCUCAGGAGUCAGCCUCUACUACGUACUCUUCAACCUCUUAGUCGCGACUGAGCUACUCACGAUCGACCUUACCCUUUUGACGGGCGCCGAAGACAGCAAUGUGUUCGUGCAUCAGCCCGCAUCCCUCGGCGACUGGUUGAACCUCGCCCAGUUUGCCAUCGUUUGGGCUCUAUGGGCGCUGAUGUACGCAUAUCCCUCGACGCUGCACAACCAUCAGGUUGCUAACAAAGAACUUGGACACCACAGUCUCGUUUCAUGCAUCGUGUUUUAUCCAAGCGAUGAACCUCACGGCGUGCCCGCCAAAGUCUCUGCCAUCUACACGACCUACCUACUCAUCUCUCUCGUCCCCCUCAUCAUUGUCACAGCCAGCCCAUCAUCUAGGGAAGGCCGCAGGUGGUUUGACGCUCUGUUCCUCGGUUUCCACACCUACUUUCUGAACCCGAUCAUCACGAUCUUUGGCAUGGCUGCUCUAUAUGCGGAAGCACGUACAAUUCGUGCGCGCCCUGAAGACUCAGGACUCGGUUCGCUGAGCAUUGUGGGCCUCGCGGCGCAGGCGGUUGUUUUCUUCAUCGUGGGAGUUGGGUGGCCUGGUCGCUUGGUCUGGCCCUUUCCGAUUUUCGGGAGGGCGUUCCUCGCCUGGAUUCAGAUGGUCGGGUUUGUGCUCAUCGACUACAUUAUCUUCGUGAUCGCUCAGGCGGAUCUUUUGUACAUUGCCAUGCAGCACAAUGGAUGGAAUGCAGGUGUUCAAGGCGCAAACGGCGAAAGAGAGCCUUUGAUCUGA